AUGUUUCCAGUUGGUCGUAUUCACAGACAUUUGAAGAACAGAACCACAAGCCAUGGGCGAGUUGGAGCGACCGCAGCAGUGUACAGUGCUGCAAUUUUGGAAUAUCUUACUGCUGAGGUGCUUGAGUUGGCAGGUAAUGCCAGUAAAGAUUUAAAAGUAAAACGUAUCACACCAAGACAUUUACAAUUAGCUAUCAGAGGAGAUGAGGAAUUAGAUUCUCUUAUCAAAGCAACAAUUGCUGGCGGUGGUGUUAUACCUCAUAUUCACAAGUCUCUCAUUGGAAAGAAGGGUUCUCAAAAAGCAGCAUAA
Lottia gigantea (owl limpet) is the source of this 309-nucleotide messenger RNA. RefSeq lists its product as hypothetical. The record is from RefSeq and is a predicted model, not a curated record. The transcript has 4 exons. NCBI's taxonomy places the organism in Eukaryota, Metazoa, Mollusca, Gastropoda, Lottiidae. Gene Ontology annotation, molecular function: structural constituent of chromatin; protein heterodimerization activity; DNA binding. Bases 1 to 309 code for a protein of 102 amino acids. Gene Ontology annotation, cellular component: nucleosome.